AUGUACUUCUGUCAACCAGAAAACCAUAACCGCUCUCCCUGUUCCCAGCUCCCGCCUCUCCUCCCCCUCCCACGUCCCCCCUCCUCUUCCCCCUCUUCUCCCAUCUUUAUCUACCUCCCUAAUCCCUCCCGCCUCUCUCCCCCCUCCUCUCCCCCUCUCCUCUUCCCCCCCUCCACUCUCUCCCUCACCUCCCUCUCCCCCGCUCCUCUCCCACGCCCCUCUCUCCUUUUUUCCCAUGCUCAUCCCCACCUCUCACCGAAACAUUACAUGCACAUGACACCUCGGUGCUCUCAGCAGGACACCUCGGUGCUCUCAGCAGGACACCUCGGUGCUCUCAGCAGGACACCUCGGUGCUCUCAGCAGGACACCUCGGUGCUCUCAGCAGGACACCUCGGUUCUCUCAGCAGGACACCUCGGUGCUCUCAGCAGGACACCUCGGUGCUCUCAGCAGGACACCUCGGUGCUCUCAGCAGGACACCUCGGUGCUCUCAGCAGGACACCUCGGUGCUCUCAGCAGGACACCUCGGUUCCCUCAGCAGGACACCUCGGUUCCCUCAGCAGGACAUCUCGGUGCUCUCAGCAGGACACCUCGGUGCUCUCAGCAGGACACCUCGGUGCUCUCAGCAGGACACCUCGGUGCUCUCAGCAGGACACCUCGGUUCUCUCAGCAGGACACCUCGGUGCUCUCAGCAGGACACCUCGGUGCUCUCAGCAGGACACCUCGGUGCUCUCAGCAGGACACCUCGGUGCUCUCAGCAAGACACCUCGGUUCUCUCAGCAGAACACCUCGGUUCCCUCAGCAGGACACCUCGGUGCUCUCAGCAGGACACCUCGGUGGUCUCAGCAGGACACCUCGGUGCUCUCAGCAGAACAACUCGGUGCUCUCAGCAGGACGCACCUGCUGGGCUACCUGCUGGUGGCAAAGGCCAAGGCUGUCUGGUCGGCGGCAAGGACGAUGAAAGGGCCGCCCGGACCUACAGCCUGCGCGUGCAGUGCCUGGAUCUCUAG
This is a messenger RNA of Closterium sp. Naga37s-1, 1008 nucleotides long. The record is from the annotation of a GenBank genome assembly. NCBI's taxonomy places the organism in Eukaryota, Viridiplantae, Streptophyta, Zygnematophyceae, Desmidiales, Closteriaceae.